Molecule: messenger RNA, 612 nt
Organism: Spirodela intermedia
Lineage: Eukaryota; Viridiplantae; Streptophyta; Magnoliopsida; Alismatales; Araceae
Source: the annotation of a GenBank genome assembly
AUGGAGAAGGCUCAAUGUGGCCGGUCAGGUCCUGCUCUGAGGAAGGAGAAGAAGAAGAAGCAGGCCAAGGACGAGCUGGACCGCCUCAAGCAGGCUGAGAGGAAGAAGCGGCGCCUCGAGAAAGCCCUGGCGGCCUCUGCAGCCAUAAGGUCCGAACUUGAGAAGAAGAAGCAGAAGAAGAAGGAGGAGCAACAGCGCCUUGAUGAGGAAGGCGCAGCCAUAGCCGAGGCGGUAGCCCUGCACGUUCUUCUCGGGGAAGACUCUGAUGAUUCCCGCCGCAUCAUGCUGAAGGACAACGGCCAGUUCGGCUCCUGGAAUCACUCUGGUGGCAUUGACCUCUUCAUGGGUUAUCAGAGCUUCGAGGCGUAUGAGGGAGAAGGGUGUAAUGCCCUCGGAAUGCGAUGGUCUCCGCGGUUCCAAGGCGAGAAGAAGGAAUUGGCGGAGAGCUCAGUCGGCCACAUCGCGGCUGAGGCUCUCUCUUCUCUUCGGAUUGCUGAUGGCUCACAAAGAGAGGUCCUCCCUCACAAGGGAACCUCGGCAACUGCAGUCGUCAAUAGGAUGCUUGGGGGCGGCCUUGUGGGCCACCAGGUUGACUUUUACAGGGGCUUUUGA